Molecule: messenger RNA, 4597 nt
Organism: Parasteatoda tepidariorum (common house spider)
Lineage: Eukaryota; Metazoa; Arthropoda; Arachnida; Araneae; Theridiidae
Source: RefSeq, a predicted model, not a curated record
UUGCAGCGCGCCUAGUGUAGAAAACAUCAUCCUUUGGAGCGUGACGUUGGCUUCUCGGCUACCGAUUUAUAUUUGUAUCGACUAUUUUUUACAUAGUUUUGGCAUCAACAGUAAUUCUUUAAUUUUUUUUUUAUUAUUAAAGUUUAAAAAAGCGGUUGCGCGAAAGCGAAAAGUAUUGUAUGCUGUUUACAAUUAUAGUAUAGUAUUUUUGAAGUUUGCAAAUUUUUGAAUGUAAAGGAUUUCAUUUUAAUCAUGUCUGUUCCUGAAGAUUCUAGACCCUUUGAGGUCUUAAGACAGCACGCUGCAGAUUUUAAGACUGGUUUCGAUGAAGACAUCAAUUCUUGUCUCGGCCUUUUGGAUUCCAAACUGUCUGCGCUUAUUUCUGAUCCUGGAUCUACGAACACUCCUUCAAAAGACGGCAACAGGCUCAGUGUAGAUAUCCAGUUUACAAGAGCCAAAUACGACAUUUAUGUGCACAUGAAAUCUCUUUUUGAUGAAAUAGAGUCCUCUUGGAAAGAACAGCUGGAAGAUAUGAGGAAUAAUUUUUUAGAGAAUGUUGAGAUUUUAUUGGCUAAAACAAAGUUGCAUGAAAAAGUACUUCAAAAUGAUGGUAAAAAGUCUUUAAAGAAUCGCAAGGUACGAACCGAAUCUCCUGGUGCAACUUCAAAUUCAUCAUUUUCUUUGUUAUCAAAAGCAAAGAAGUUACCUGUACUCAGUUCACUCUUACCUCAAACCCAUGAAUCAGAUGAAGAAAUCGAUGAAAACGGUUAUUCCCUGGAUGAUGCUUCUAAAAGCUCUGAGAUGCCUCGAAGCUCUCCACCUAAACCUAACAAAGCUCUCAUUAAAAGAAACCCCUAUCCAAAGAAACCUGAAGUACAAAAUAUGGAAGAAGAUGAAAGUUCCAACACGACAGAUCAGGACGAUGAGGAGGAGAUAGAAAUCCUUGUUAUGCUGACUCCUCUAAAGAGAAGUACUGCCAAAAAUAGAAAAAGUAUACUAAAGCCUGAUUCACUCGUUGAAAGUGAACUCCACACUACUCCUAGCCGUUCCACUAGAAAAAGAACUGCUGGUAAAGAUACAAAUAUUGGUGCAAGUGAUGCUAUGGAAUGUGAAGAAAAUGAUAUGGAUGUUGCUCCAAAAACUCCCAAGAAUGUGCAUUUUUCUAUGGGACUUAAUGUUCAUGAAGAUCUUGAAAUUUAUUCUCCGGAGAUUAAUCUUACAAGAUCUGCCCCUCGAAGAAAAACUGUGAUGACUGAAGUUGAGGAAAAUUUUACAGACAUUUCCCACACGCCUGUUGGUCGACCUAAAUCAAAGAGAAAAACUAUUGGUAGCGGUGUAACAGAUGUUCCAGUUGCUCCAUCUCCCAAAAGAUUCAAGUCUUCAAGAAACUCAAAUACAUCUGCAAUUACUGAAGAGUCAGAAGAUGCUGAUCUUUCGAGAAGUGAAUCAUCUAGUUCAGGUCAUUACACUCCAUGGCUGCUUAUUGAAGACCUUGAUGGUAAAGUGCCUUCUCAAUCAGGUGUGUAUGAACUAAAAGUGUACAAAGCAAAGAAAUCUGCUUAUAUCGGAAGCUGUGACAACCUCCGCCAGAAACUUACCUUGCACAAGCUAGGUGGUAACUCAGGUCACAAGCACCUAGACAAGUUUUUGGAGAGAAACAGAAAAGACGUCCAAGUGCGAUACGAAAUUAUGCCGUCUGCGGCUCAAGCCAAGACAGAAGAGAUGAAAAGAAUCAAGGCAUUUGUUGAACUGUAUCAUACCUCUCCAUCCUACAACUGAUGUUUAUAGAGAUAUUCAGUUCUCUAUCUGUAACUUAUGAUGUUUUGUUUGUUUUUUUUUAAUUAUUGAUAGUUUCUAUGACUCUUCUUUUCAGGGGUCUGUCUAGGUUUUUUUAAGAGAAUUUUGUGAAAAUGUAGACAUUAUUAGUAAAAAUUAAAAGUUAUAUUUAAAAAUCAACACAAAUAUAUAUUAAAAUAAGAAAAUAUUUUCCAAAAUUGUCACUACAAAUAAAAAUAAAAAAAUGGUUAAUUUCGCUAUAUAUUUUUCCCAUAUAUUCAAAAAAAAAAUUUGCUUUCAUAAAAUUUUCAACUUAAAAUUGUAUCUAAAUUUAAAAAUAGGGCACAUAGCAUUUUUAAAAAGUGCUUAAACAGGGUGGCCACUCACCUGGAAUUAUCAGGGAAUUUUUUUAUACUGGAAAAAACCUGGAAAAAUAAGAGAAUUUUAAAGAAAAGCUGGAAUUUUUUUUAUUUUCACUAAUUUAAAUUAUUUACUAAUUUCCUUAAUUUAAAUUAUUUCAUCCAUUAUACCCACUUUUUUUAGACGGAAAUGUAUCUCACGCAGUUUAAAUAUCAUCAAGUUAGCAAUACUUUGCUUGCAUCAAAAUUUGCUCCAUUACAGCUCUGUUAAACUAGAAUGUGACAUAAAAUUCUCCCACUGUUGCUAAACGAAUGUGGAAACCUUUGACCGCUAUGAACUGUACAAUUUAGAAAAGAUUGUGGUGGAGGUGGAAGAGGGGAUUAGGAUAUUAGCUUCUGUUUUUAAAUUCUGUCCUUGGGCUGAAUCCAUUUAUGGCUUAAGUUGGUUCCAAUUAUUUCGUGGUAAUUUUUUUCCAUUUUGACAAAAUGUUUUUGUAUUUUUAACUUUAUAAAAUUCUCCAAAAAUUAGUUGGUUAUAAUUUAAUAAUAAUAAUAGAUUUUAUCUUCUCAUAGGAUUUUAUCUUCUCAUAAUAGAUUUUAUCACUCUUUUUCUGAAAGCUUUUGUAUUCCCAUUAAAAGAAAUCUGUGAAUUAUUUUUUCUCAGCAAACCAACCAAUUACACAUUUUUUUUUACAAUCGCUAACAGCAAUGUUUAUCGACAAAUUGUAACAAUUGUUGCAUUAAUGCUAAUUUUUUCUAUUUCAUUUCAAAAAAAGGUUUUAUUUUAAGAACUAACUAUAUACAAAUAUUUAAUUUUACUAUUUUGUUGGUCAAUGUAUGAUUUUUUAUUCAAAAAUUUGUACCAAAAUAUUAAAAAAUAAAUAAAAAAAUCUUGCUAAAUUGUCAAGAUAAAUUAUUUUUUUCAAGAUAUGUUUAAAAAAAUAACGUUUUGAAUAAAAUAUUUUAUAAUAUGGACACUUUUCUUGCCUACACUCUAUUAGAAUAAGGAAACUAAAACCUGGAAAUUUUUAGAUUUUUAUCUGGAAAAAUCAGGGAAAUUUGAAAUCUGAUAUGAGUGGCCACCCUGUUAAAGGUGCUUAUUUUUGAUUUACGUUUUUUAAAAGUCCUUAAAGGUGCUUUUUUUUUUGUUCGGGGUUGGUAAAAAGUGCUUAAUUUUCUAAUUUUUAAAAAGAUUUUUUUUCUUUGCUGUAUCGAUUGUCAUUGUAAAUUACAAAAAAAGUCAUGCUUUUCGCAAUUUUCUCUGCAGUGUUCAUCAGAAACUAGUUAUUUUAUCAUGAUUAUGUAAAGUUCUGAAUUUUAUUGAUUUUAUGUUUAUAAAUUAAGAACUUUAAACGAUUUAAAAAAAAAAUUAUUAUUGCACAGAUCCCAAUUAUGAUUUUCUAUUUUUAGAGUGAUUAAAAAUAUUUUUUGAGUGCUUAAAAGGUGCUUAUUUUUUAUUGAAAAAUCUGGCUACAUACCCUGCAAAAAUCAUUGUCCUUAGUUAAAUUUUAACUUUAAUUUAAUAAAAACAUACAUUUAGCAAUACUAGCACUAAAAGUUAUCUUCAAAAAUUUUAGACUGGGUCACACAGAAAAAAAGUUGAGCAGAAAAAAAAAACUAAUGGUCUAUUAGAAUAAAUUUAAAAUAAUAGUUCGAAUUUCGACUUGUAAACUUUACAGAGGGACAUCCUUGUCAUUUCAUUUUUAAAAAAACUUUACGGAAAAAAAAGAUCACUAUAAUAUGGCGUGAACAACCUAUUAGACUUACCCCACCGCACAAUCUGGCCUAUCUAUUAGUAGAUAUCCAUUAGUAGUGCUAUCUAUUAGUAGAAAAAUUCCUUUUUUUUUUCUCCUUAGAUUGCAAGGAAAACAGGUUUGCGUUGUACUGGCGCUUUUUCUUCCACUUCCAUUAAGGAACAGAGUAGCUGGCGCUUCUCUUUUCCCAGGAUGUUUCUGGAUCCCAGCUUGCUUUCACCCAAGCAAGCCGAGUGAGAACAACAAAGUUUUACGAGGCGGAGAAGAGAAUCUUAGAACUUGCUUUUUUUUAAAGUAUUGUGAAACUACCGUUUUUCCUUAAGUUGAAUUUGCUAAGCGGUAGUAAAUUUGCCCAGACAGAUCCCUGCUUUUAAUGAACUCAUGCAUUGAAAAUUAUCAUUUAUUUAUAUUUAACUUCAUAAUUUUUAUUAGUAUAUUUUUAAAAUCAUAUUUCUAAGCUCUUCAGCAGAAGCAUAAUAUAUUUAGCUGUUGAAACAAGUGUAUUUUUUGUGUGUGAUUUCUAUUGAGCGCUUUGAUUUACAAUGUUUUUCAUGUCAUAUUUUUAAAGUAACUGACAAACUUGCUCAAAUAUGCUUAAAAGAUGUUUUUUUUAAUAGAUUUUAAUGAUAAAAUGUCGAAAUUAGUUUGUUCCUACAUUUGAUUUAGCAUUUUAUAAUGUUGAAUAAAUUUCUUUUAUUGUAUUUAUAA